Ipomoea triloba (trilobed morning glory) is the source of this 1907-nucleotide messenger RNA. RefSeq lists its product as uncharacterized. Gene Ontology annotation, molecular function: mRNA binding. NCBI's taxonomy places the organism in Eukaryota, Viridiplantae, Streptophyta, Magnoliopsida, Solanales, Convolvulaceae. The record is from RefSeq and is a predicted model, not a curated record. Gene Ontology annotation, cellular component: cytoplasm. The transcript is spliced from 4 exons. The coding region runs from base 340 to 1440 and encodes 366 amino acids.
UUCUCAGAAGGUCGUCUGCACAGUAGCAUCGCGACGAGCCGACGACGCAACUUUCGUGGGUUCACCACGACACCACUCGGCUCUUGCGAUGCCGACGUCUCACCUCUCAAUCCUCACUUCUCAAGCCUCAAGCCCUCAACUCAACACCUGAACUCUUCACCUCUCUAAGCCCUAGUCCACAGACACAGUCGCUCCCUGAACGGACCUCAGGUGACAGGUGAACCUCACCUCAGGCAGUAGACACUCAAGUGGGUUAUGUAACCGACUGACCGUUUGCUCACCCCUACAACGGAGUCAGCUACAGUACUGCAAAAUCUUUUCCCACUCCGGCCAUCUUCCAUGGCUCUAAGAAAUGCAAUAGAAGCAGCCACACUGCUGAGAAACCUUCGCUCUCAGAGUCUCUUCACAGUUCACAAGCUCCAAAACCCUAUUGCUCCGUCCCAUUUGAUUUCAUCGGAUUUUGACCAAACUCUACGCCUUUCUGUAAUUUCUCGAAGACCGCUUUCCAUGUCCGAUUUUUUCAGCACCAAAGUUGAUACAGGUUCAGAAAAUAUCGAUGUUAGCAGCGGCCAGAAACAGAAUAAGAAGCCAUUGGACAUUUUCUUCAAAGAGGCCGUUGGAAUUCUCGAAACUCAUCGAGGCACGGAACAUAUAGAGGAGAAUGAUCAUCUGAGGAGUAAGCUGAGAAAGUUGGAAGAAGAAGUGAGAGUUUUGCAAGAGAAAAGAAAAAAGGAAAUAGAGGAGAAGAAUAAGCAAAGGGAAAGGGAAGCAGAGGAGAUAAAGAAGGCUAUAAGGGCUGAUGAAAAUACGGUGAAUGAUUCUAAGCCCAAGAGCUUGCACGAAUUGUUUGCAAAUGACUUAACCAAAAAUGGCAAGUUGUUAAAAACUUCACAGGCUUCGAUGGAAGAGGAUCUGAUGGUUGGCAAGGGGCUAUCCCCUGAUAUGGUUAUGCUUGUGACUCACUUGUACGAGGAAGGGUACUUUAAAGAUGCAAACUUUUUGCGGAAGAAUAGGUUUGAUAUUACUUGCUUUGAGGAUAGCUAUGCCCGCCACUACAUAAAGCAUGCUGCCGAAGAGUUUGCAAAUGAUAAUCAGGGGAUUGCCAAAUGGCUUUCUGCUAGUGACUUGAAGAAGGUGGCACUUUUUGGUUGUCCUUCUCUUGUGAAGAAACAUGUAUAUUCUGCCAAAAUGUUGCGAAAUUUCUUCAGGAUUCAGGAAGACACUGUCUGCGGAAAAUGUGCUUUAAGAGACUCAUGUAAGUUUGUGAAUCAGCGCAUGUGGAACAGUAAUGCCAAAACGCUUCAACUACAUCACGUAAUGAGGACUAUCACUCUGUACGGCUUGGAAUCAGUACCUACAGAGUUGGCCGUGCCAGAGGAUAUUAAGAAAUCUGUGAGUCGGUUGCUCAAGGAGGUUGUAAAGCUAAGUAAAGUUUGUUAAGAUUACUUCACAACCACAUGAUAAGCCGUCAUUCUGCGUAGCUUACUGAAGUUGCUAGCGAAAUAUUAUGUCCCCUAAUCACAUCCACCCAGCCUGUUUUCCAUUUGAUUGUCUUAAUUACAUUAACAGAGGUAGAAAUUAUUUUUCAAUUGAAUGGAGCUUCCAACAAGGGCGGGAUUAGUCAGUGAACUUACGUCUGCAUAACAAAUAGCAUCUCUACAAUUUUUUUUUAUCCACUUACAAUAGUUUAAAGCUAACAAGGAGAUGCUGGUUUGUUUCUCUGUUAAAACAGAUAGACAAAAGUGCUUAUUAGUUGCUGGAUUUUAUUGAAUGAACCGAGUACUAAUGAGAACUUUGACAGAAUCAGAUUUUGACCGAGAUUUGUAUACUAUGAAGAACCUUUUUGUUUGAAUAAUCAGACCUUAUGUGAAGUUUUAAAGUCUAUAAAACGAUAUUUUCUGAUAGUA